Molecule: messenger RNA, 582 nt
Organism: Mucor velutinosus
Lineage: Eukaryota; Fungi; Mucoromycota; Mucoromycetes; Mucorales; Mucoraceae
Exons: 5
Coding region: 1-582 (193 amino acids)
Biological process (GO): endoplasmic reticulum to Golgi vesicle-mediated transport; intra-Golgi vesicle-mediated transport
Cellular component (GO): TRAPP complex; cytosol; cis-Golgi network membrane
Source: RefSeq, a predicted model, not a curated record
AUGUCCUCUACUCCAGCAGUGAAACAAUACAAAGCUCUAGGCGAAGAAGUUUGGAAGUCCAAAGUAGAUAAGAUUAAUGCUGAGCUCUUUACUCUAACAUAUGGUUCCAUGGUGGUUCAAUUAGUCAAGGAUUUCGAGGAUUAUGGAGAAGUCAAUAAGCAGCUGGAAAAGAUGGGUUACAACAUUGGUCAGCGUAUGAUUGAGGAUUUCUUGGCCAGAUCUGGCAUUGGUCGUUGCUCAGAGUUCAGAGACACAGCAGAGGCCGUCUCCAAGGUGGGAUUCAAGAUGUUUCUCAAUAUUUCGCCCACAGUGACGAAUUGGUCAAGCGAUAAUAAAGAGUUCUCGCUUGUGUUUGAUGAGAAUCCAUUGACUGAUUUCGUCGAACUACCUGAUGAAGCAUUAGAAGGUGAAUUAUGGUACUCCAAUGUGUAUUGUGGUGUAUUGCGUGGUGCCCUGGAGAUGGUUCAAAUGCAAGUAGAGACUCACUUUGUAAGUGAUACACUUCGCGGUGAUGAUGUAACUGAAAUGAGAAUCAAGUUGGUUCGUUAUUUGGAAGAAGAAGUACCUGUUGGCGAAGAUUAA